UUUCUCUUCUCCAAUGGCGACCCCACCCUGCACUCUCUAGAGGAUCUUCUCAGUGGAAACAUAUGCUGAGACCUCUCCUCUUUCUUCUCCAAAAAAGCUUAAAUAACUUUUCCUCUCCUUUCUUUUCUCUCUUUCAUUUCCUCCUCCGAAACCCUAGCACCUUCCUCAUCAGAUCAUACAGGGUAGCAACAAGAAGAGGAAGAAUAGAAACCUCACUUAUAUAACUAGUCAUCUCACCUUUACCUUUAAUAUAAUUCUUCUAUUUCUCUUCUCUUCAAGCUUCUGUGUGGGUGCUUCUAUUUUUUUUAAUACAAGAUCCACAUGAUAUCCUCCUUUUCUCAAAAACUUUUCUUCCAAGUGAAGUGAAAAGACAAGGAAGAGAUUUGCCUCCAUUUGCAGAUCAAGGUUAAAAGAUAUGGCAACUUUCUCAAAUCACCUGCUUUUCAAGAUAUGAAUAUACUUUUAUCCAUCCACUACUUGGGUUCUUUUGCAGUUUUCUCAUUAUUGCCUUUUCCACAUAUCUUUCUUCUCUUUUCUUUUCUUUUUUCAUCUUCAACUUUGCUACUAUCACAAUCUCUUUGCAGGUUUCUUCAACUUUUUUUCUUUUUCUACUAGAAUAUAUUUGUUUCUUUCCCAAGAACACUACUUUAUACUUUCGAUCAAUCAAAGCUAUGGAAUCUGGGAAUAGUAGUAUGCAAUCCUCAAGUGGUGGUGAUGAAGAGUAUGAUUCACGUUCACAGUCAGCUCCAUCUUUCUUCAACCCUUCAAGCAACAGCUUUGGUUCCUUAUCAAAUCCACACCCUUCACUCUUCUCUCACCACCAUAGCCAACAACCCACUUUCUUUGACCCUUCAUCAGAUUAUCUCCAUGUCCUCUCUCAAUCUCGAUCUCAUCCUAACUCAAACCAACCCACCUCCUUGCUAAAUCUUGACUUAGUUGGUUCUAGCAGUAACCUACGAGGCUCAUCCACAACAAGUCAUUCUAGCUUAGCCGCUCAAGGGCUCGAUCGUGGUUCAUUUCCUGGCUCAACAUCUAUGCAAUCAAGGUUACUCCAUGAUAAUAAUGCUACAAGAUCUUUAGCCCCAUCUGAUCAGAUUGCUGUUGUGAAGAAUCCAAAGAAAAGAACGAGAGCUUCAAGAAGAGCGCCUACUACUGUUCUCACCACAGACACGUCCAAUUUUAGAGCAAUGGUGCAAGAAUUUACUGGAAUCCCGGCACAGCCAUUUUCAGGCUCAUCUUACACUCGGCGGCUCGAUCUUUUUGGGUCAGGCUCGGCUAUUAAGGCAGGGCAUGUUGAACCAAUGGGGCCUCUUUACCCUCUUCGUCCUAUCACUCAGAAGUUUCAACCAAAUCCCUUUGCGUCUUCUUCUUCUUCAGUUGUUGAUGCUGGUACUAGUGCUAACAACAAUGCUAUAACCACCUCCAUUUCAACUGCAAGGAACACUUUCAAUUCGCCUUCUAUGAAUAACUUUCCGCUGCUUUCUGAUUUAGGCCUCAAUAAAGAGACUCAUAAUUUGCUCAACAUGCAUCAAAGUCCAGUUCUCUCAUUCCAGUCUCUCAUACAGCCUCCUCUUAACCCUUCAAAUAUCUCUCUGGCUGGCUUUAAUGGAAAAAGUCAAGCAAGUUUUGGUAUGCCUGGUUUCGAGGAGUUGGCUAUGAGCGGCCAUGGACAAGUUAAUGCAAGCCUUGGGGGACUAUCAAGCCAUGUAGAUUCUGUACAGCCUCACAUGAGGCCUUUCGAUGGGCAUUCAUCACAAAGGGCGACAAGUUGUAAGUUGAACUACUCGGCUUCUUCCUCAGAUUUUCACCAUGACAAGACUUUGGAGAAUGUUUCUUCCCGGGGUGAAGGUACAGUUGAUUCAUGGAUUUGUCCUUCAGAUUAGCCUUAAUACUUGUAUGUAUAAGAAAUUAACAGUACCCAGAAGCCAGAAAUUACUUUUAAAGAGAAUUUUGCUGCA
Mangifera indica (mango) is the source of this 1958-nucleotide messenger RNA. RefSeq lists its product as uncharacterized. The record is from RefSeq and is a predicted model, not a curated record. The transcript has a single exon. Lineage: Eukaryota; Viridiplantae; Streptophyta; Magnoliopsida; Sapindales; Anacardiaceae. The coding region runs from base 672 to 1883 and encodes 403 amino acids.